UGACGUCUUUCCGGGGCGGUCGGGGUGGGGCUCCGCGUUCACCCGCGAGCUGAGCGAACUGGGUGUCGCUGCGGUCCACGUCCCCGCGCGGGGCUGAGUCGCUGAAGUGGCUACGCUGCGGUGCGAGGGCCACAGGCCUGCCGCGCCCGGGUGUACCUGACACAGCAGAGGAGCACCUGCCUCUGCCUACGUGUGCCUCAGCGAAUGCCAUGGCCUGGGAGUGCCCUGCCCAGCCGCUCUCACCUGCAAAGCCAGACUUACUAUGGCAAGUACAGGAUGCCAAGCCCACAGCUGCCCCAGGAGGACAUCAGCUUGGCCUCCCAGUCUGCACUGAGCAGCUGCCUCUGAUCCCUGGGCCAAGCAGAAGGGAACUGUUGACAGCCUGAAGCGCUGGCCGGCUGAGAGGCUCAGAGACCACCAGCUCUGCUUCCAGCUCACCAGCAAGAUGUGGACAGCCCUGGUGCUGGUUUGGAUUUCCUCCGUGCCCUUAUCUAGAAGCCAUAUGGUGUCUGAGGAGUCACUCAUGACCAAGAUGUGGCCCAAGGCAGUAAAGCAAAGUGAGCCUAGGAACACAAGUUCAACGGCUGAUAAUAAACCAACCGAGGGAACAGCCACAGUGUCACAUACUCCUGUCACAUCGAUCACAGGGACCUGGGCAGCCAGCCUGAACGUUACCAAAGUGACAGCAGAGAUGACAACACACCGGACAAACACAAGCAUUCCAACAACCAGAGAGCGCACUGCAGACAGUGUGACCUCCAGAACUCUUGCACCACCACCUACACCGUCAAGCUCCUCAUCCAUAGGGAAGACUCUACCCAUCACAACUGCUGGACUUUCCUCUCUCAGCACACCCCGUGCAGAAGUGCCAAGUGCAAACGCCAGCACACCAAGAACAGCCACAGUGGCAACAGUGGCCCCACACACCAUGACUGUUGCUGCAGGCACUGUGAACACAAGCGGUCCCACAAGGACUCUGAGUCCUGCCAAAAGCACACCUACUAACACAUCCACCGUGAACACCAUACCCACCUCGGGUGCCCAGAUACAAGGUGCCACCAUCCAUGUGACAACAGGGCAGCCAGUGCUUAGCACAGCAGAUAGGUCAACACCUAGUCCUUCACGUACCACCCUGGAGCCCACCACCACCCAGAUACAAACCAAGGAGCCAACUGCCAGCACAGUGCCAGUGUCUCCUACCAACCCCACCCCUGAAGUGGAAGCCAUGACCCCCACCACACAGCCAAGCCCUACAGUAUCCACGCAGGGGACAGGUGGGCCAGGCACACCCCUGACAACAGAGCGGGCGGAGACCAAAGCCACGGCUGGUACUGCCUCUGCUGGGCCAACACCCAGGAGCUCUGGGGACCCUAAGGUGCCAACCACAGACUCGUGUCAGCUCAGCACCCAAGGCCAGUACCUCGUGGUCACAACUGAACCCCUCACCCCAUCCUUGGUGAACAAAAUGUUACUUUUGGCGGUGCUCGUUCUUGGGGUGACCCUCUUCAUCGCAGUCCUGGUGAUGUUUGCCCUGCAAGCCUAUGAGAGCUACAAGAAGAAGGACUACACUCAGGUGGACUACCUGAUCAAUGGCAUGUACGCUGACUCGGAGAUGUGAGGCCCCAGGAGGCCAGCCUCCUCCAUGGCCGCCUUUUUUGCCUCAGACCAAACCAAGUGCUUCCAGAUCCUCUCGGUGCAAUCUCAGAACUGUGCCAGAUGCUUAGACACACUUAAUUGCUAUCAGAUCAACUCCAUGAUCGUGAGAGAGCUGCCUUUUCAUAUUUAUUUUUCUAAACCAUCACAUAUGCAGGAGUGGCCAGGGCCGAGGGGCCUGACCCACUUGGCUCUUGAUGUGUGAAAUCUUGACCAGAAUUAAAAGCAGUGACUGCUCUGGC
Messenger RNA from Mesocricetus auratus (golden hamster), 1895 nucleotides. It is a transcript of the gene CUNH11orf24, whose product is annotated as chromosome unknown C11orf24 homolog. Lineage: Eukaryota; Metazoa; Chordata; Mammalia; Rodentia; Cricetidae. The record is from RefSeq and is a predicted model, not a curated record. The coding region runs from base 446 to 1618 and encodes 390 amino acids. The transcript has 4 exons. Gene Ontology annotation, cellular component: Golgi apparatus.